Messenger RNA from Alosa alosa (allis shad), 1678 nucleotides. It is a transcript of the gene isca1, whose product is annotated as iron-sulfur cluster assembly 1. Gene Ontology annotation, cellular component: mitochondrion; cytoplasm. Gene Ontology annotation, biological process: iron-sulfur cluster assembly. Lineage: Eukaryota; Metazoa; Chordata; Actinopteri; Clupeiformes; Clupeidae. The coding region runs from base 144 to 533 and encodes 129 amino acids. The transcript has 4 exons. Gene Ontology annotation, molecular function: 2 iron, 2 sulfur cluster binding. The record is from RefSeq and is a predicted model, not a curated record.
AAGACAGCCUAUCGUUUCUGAUAUCCAGCUAGUGGGCUGUCUUACUGACACAUGCGCAAUGUUCUACAUUCUGCCCUCCGCCUGAAUGUUUGGAUGUUUAUGCCGAGAGAGUUCCAGAGGAACCAAACGUUAACACAUUAAACAUGUCGGCGUCCAUGGUACGAGCCACGGUCAGAGCGGUCAGCAGAAGGAAAAUUUUACCCACAAGAGCUGCAUUAACCUUAACUCCCUCUGCUGUGAACAAGAUCAAAAUACUCCUGCAGGAUAAACCAGAAUAUAUUGGACUGAAAGUUGGUGUGAGGACACGAGGUUGUAAUGGCCUGACCUACACACUUGACUACACGAAAGAGAUGGACAAGUCAGAUGAGGAAGUGCUUCAAGAUGGUGUCCGUGUGUUCAUUGCGAAGAAAGCCCAGCUCACACUCCUUGGGACAGAAAUGGACUUUGUAGAAACUAAGCUCUCUAGUGAGUUUGUGUUCAACAAUCCCAACAUCAAGGGCACAUGUGGCUGUGGAGAGAGCUUCAACAUCUGAGACAGUCCUCCAGUCACGCACCAGCCGAUCCCCUAGCCCCCCCCCCCUCCCCCUGUACACUGCCCUGCUUCGGAGUGAAGAAUUAAAGAUCUUUGGAGAUGGCGAGACUUGAAGAACAGAUGAGUGUUCAGUUGACUGUUGGGACUCAAUAAACUCUGACCCCUGUGCUGCACCCUACCAUGCAUCUGCGCGCACAAAUACACACACACACACACACACACACACACACAGUAACUCACCUAUGCUCACCUUGCUUACAUAAAAUCUCUAAACUCUCUGAUCUGCAUGGACUUAGCAACCCAGGGAAGUAGAGAGAUGAGGGGCACAUCAUACUGAUCAUGGAGCAAAGAACUGAGGAGGCUAGAUCAGAACAUGGUGAUCUGGGCUGUGUGCCAUGUAUAAUUGGUUGGGGCUUGAUCCCAAGUGCUCUCCGCUGGUUGAGACCUACUGGUUAACCCCUCCCCACUCCAGUGGUGGUUUGAGCAUGUCGCUAAGGAGGCACAGCCACCUGUGGCUGGUAUGCUCCUCACUUAGCAACAGUACAGAAGUGCAAAAGGCUGUUCCUACAUUUCGGUCAGUUGCGAUGUGCUGGCAGGAAAGCACUCGUCUCUAGGGAUUAGGAUGAAUUGUUUUUAAGUACAGGGGAUUUUAGGCACAGUCCAGAUCCCUGUUUGAGAUUUGGGCGUCUUCCUUGGCUGGCGUCCAUGCAGGCCAUUUGAGCACAUUCUUCAACUCCCUCUGAGGAUUAUGGACAUGUCUGUAGGUUAAUACUGAUUUGAUCUGGUUCGGGUGUGCCCCUGAGUCAAUGCUAGUCCACAAUCAUGAUGUGUAUCAUAAUAUGCCAGUGUCGUUGUAUAGGGACAUUACUUAACCUCAAAGAAAACAUGCUGAUGUUAGUGUUCUUCUCAGUGGUCCUUCAUGUGUCAAAAGAACUCUGAUCAGCAAUCGAACUCCAGCAGCACAGGAGGUCAUGUGCUUUUGUCUUUUUAGUUUUUUUUUUUUUUGAGUCUCUUUGAAAUUGUUUGCACAUCAUAAGUUAUGUGGUUGUAAAAAUAUGAAUACAUGUACAUAGAAGGAAUGUAAAAUGCCCUUAAACUCGAAACGCACAAAAUAAACACGGAAAGUGCCAUGCUUUCCAUCAAGUA